ACCAUUUCUCAUCUGGAAGAAUGCCCCAGCUUGUUGAUUCUACGAGAUCCCACCCCGCGGUUGAGGCCCAGGGCACUCCGUAUGCACAAACAAGCUGCAGCCUCUUGCGUCUGUGUGGCCACUCACAACCGCCUGCCGGAAAUCACCUCCUGCGUGCUGGGACUAGUGGGGUUGACGCUAACCUCUUCUCAUAGGGAGGCCUACCCAAUUACAAAGAGUUCACGAGGGUGUAAUGCGACAGGCAGUAUUUUGCAUUGCAUGCUACAAACAAUAGCCAGCGAGCUCAACCCUGGAGAUCGAGGAUCGAGUCCCUGGUUGACAGCAGAGCUAGCCGCAUUCGACCCUGGAAGCCUGCUAGCCAAUUUGGCAUUGAUCAGCAGGGGUCUGCGCAGGGAUCGGGCGAGGGAGGGCGACCACCGUAGACCCAGACAUCGUCGAGAAUGCCAUCAAGUCGCCGCCCACAUUAGCUCUGUGGCAUAUGCCUCUCGCGGUUUCUUUGUCUGAAGUCUGGCGCGUCGAAAGCACGACCACAUAGGCGGUUCCAGACUCGCGAGACUGCCGCCGUCAACCACGGUAUGGGACGACAAUAAGCUUUGGCCAGUUCGGAGCAAUGUAGUAGAGCGUGACAGAGCAUGCAAGGGGAGCUCUUCGCUCUGAUUUCAGCUUGCCAGUAUCGGCAGCAAUUGAUUAGAUAGAUACGACCAAGGCCCGACCUACCGUCUGCUGAAUGUUUCGCCACGCUGGGAAGUAUUAUUUUACGCGAAUUCCCCUUCGGCCCUC
Molecule: messenger RNA, 780 nt
Organism: Aspergillus brunneoviolaceus CBS 621.78
Lineage: Eukaryota; Fungi; Ascomycota; Eurotiomycetes; Eurotiales; Aspergillaceae
Exons: 1
Coding region: 82-504 (140 amino acids)
Source: RefSeq, a predicted model, not a curated record